GUGGUGCUGAAGGGACAGCUCCGCGGCGGCAGCGGCGGCGGCGUUGGCGGCGGCGGCCCCGGGGCGCGGAGCGGGUGCCCGGAGCGGGGAGAGGCGAGCGCAGCCAUGCCCCAGGCCGCCUCCGGGGCAGCAGCAGCGGCGGCCGGGGCCGGGGCGCGGGCCGGGGGCGCUGGGGGGCCGGCGGCGGCUCGGGCGGGACGAUGAAGCGGCAGAACGUGCGCACGCUGGCGCUCAUCGUGUGCACCUUCACCUACCUGCUGGUGGGCGCCGCGGUCUUCGACGCGCUCGAGUCGGAGCCCGAGAUGAUCGAGCGGCAGCGGCUGGAGCUGCGGCAGCAGGAGCUGCGGGCGCGCUACAACCUCAGCCAGGGUGGCUACGAGGAGCUCGAGCGCGUCGUGCUGCGCCUCAAGCCGCACAAGGCCGGCGUGCAGUGGCGCUUCGCCGGCUCCUUCUACUUCGCCAUCACCGUCAUCACCACCAUCGGCUAUGGCCACGCGGCACCCAGCACGGAUGGCGGCAAGGUGUUCUGCAUGUUCUACGCGCUGCUGGGCAUCCCGCUCACGCUCGUCAUGUUCCAGAGCCUGGGCGAGCGCAUCAACACCUUCGUGAAGUACCUGCUGCACCGCGCCAAGAGGGGGCUGGGCAUGCGGCGCGCCGACGUGUCCAUGGCCAACAUGGUGCUCAUCGGCUUCUUCUCGUGCAUCAGCACGCUGUGCAUCGGCGCCGCCGCCUUCUCCUACUACGAGCACUGGACCUUCUUCCAGGCUUACUACUACUGCUUCAUCACGCUCACCACCAUCGGCUUCGGCGACUACGUGGCGCUGCAGAAGGACCAGGCGCUGCAGACGCAGCCGCAGUACGUGGCCUUCAGCUUCGUGUACAUCCUCACGGGCCUCACGGUCAUCGGCGCCUUCCUCAACCUCGUGGUGCUGCGCUUCAUGACCAUGAACGCCGAGGACGAGAAGCGCGACGCCGAGCACCGCGCGCUGCUCACGCGCAACGGGCAGGCGGGCGGGGGCGGCGGCGGCGGCGGCGGCGGGGGCGGCGGGGGCGCGGGCGGCAGCGCGCACACCACGGACACCGCCUCGUCCACGGUGGCGGCGGGCGGCGGCGGCUUCCGCAACGUCUACGCCGAGGUGCUGCACUUCCAGUCCAUGUGCUCGUGCCUCUGGUACAAGAGCCGCGAGAAGCUGCAGUACUCCAUCCCCAUGAUCAUCCCGCGGGACCUCUCCACGUCCGACACGUGCGUCGAGCAGAGCCACUCGUCGCCGGGAGGGGGCGGCCGCUACAGCGACACGCCCUCGCACCGCUGCCUGUGCAGCGGGGCGCAGCGCUCCGCCAUCAGCUCGGUGUCCACGGGCCUGCACAGCCUGUCCACCUUCCGCGGCCUCAUGAAGCGCAGGAGCUCCGUGUGAACGCCCUGCGGGGCCUGGAGCGCCUGGGGUUGUGGGGCUGGGGGAGGGAGGGGCUCCUGCCAGGAGGAGCAGCCAGGGUGGGUGAGGAGGCCCCAUGGGACCCUCCCCACACCCCUC
Neofelis nebulosa (Clouded leopard) is the source of this 1532-nucleotide messenger RNA. It is a transcript of the gene KCNK3, whose product is annotated as potassium two pore domain channel subfamily K member 3. Gene Ontology annotation, cellular component: membrane. The transcript is spliced from 2 exons. The record is from RefSeq and is a predicted model, not a curated record. Lineage: Eukaryota; Metazoa; Chordata; Mammalia; Carnivora; Felidae. Gene Ontology annotation, molecular function: open rectifier potassium channel activity; potassium ion leak channel activity. Gene Ontology annotation, biological process: potassium ion transmembrane transport; stabilization of membrane potential. The coding region runs from base 201 to 1415 and encodes 404 amino acids.